This is a messenger RNA of Melanotaenia boesemani (Boeseman's rainbowfish), 1637 nucleotides long. RefSeq names its product polymeric immunoglobulin receptor-like. Bases 29 to 955 code for a protein of 308 amino acids. Lineage: Eukaryota; Metazoa; Chordata; Actinopteri; Atheriniformes; Melanotaeniidae. The record is from RefSeq and is a predicted model, not a curated record. The transcript is spliced from 7 exons.
AAAGAAGCCGUUCACCGACUGUUUCAGGAUGAAAAUCUUCCAGCUUCUCUGCAUGUGCCUCCUGCCAGGAGUGCUGUGCAGCAACCAGAAGUUUACAAAACUGGAGGGAGAAAGCAUCUUUUUUGGCUGCGCUUUCAACCCACCUCAAGGCAACAAAUUCUUCUUAAAGAAAGGGCGAAGCAGUGAAAACUUUCUGACUGAUGUCAGUAACAGCAGCACACGGAGUGGCAGAUACAGCACUGGAUAUGAGAACGGCAUCUUUUAUGUAAGCAUUUCACAGCUGAAAAGAUCUGACUCCGGACACUACAGGUGCGGCGUGGGCAACGCUUCCUCUCCAGAUUUACAGCGAGAUUUUGAACUCAGUGUUACAGAUGAAAUGUGUGAUGGAAGCACUGCCCUCAACAGUCCAGGAGUUCCACUUUACAGCCAAGCUAAAGGGGGGAGCAUCAGAGUCAAGUGCUCUUUUACUUUGGCUGAACUCUACAACUUGUUUUUCUGUAAAAACAAAUGCAAGACGCAGGAUGUUCUGGUUGAAACCAGCGGAUUCACGGCUCAGAGUGGCAGAUUCGGGAUUGAAUAUGAGAAGAAAGGAAUGUUUCAUGUCACCAUUUCAAAUCUGUCCCUGUCCGAUUCAGGACUCUACAGUUGUGGAGUUAAUGUCUUUUCUGCACCAAACCCAUGUAAUGCAUUUGAAAUCAGAGUUAAAACUGUUUCAGACACAGCAGCAGGUCCGUCGCCAGGUCGAGAUGUCACUAAGGAUGUGAGACAAGGUCAUCCAGGCCAUCCAGAUCAUCCAGGUCAUCCAGGCCAUCCAGAUCACAGCUUUGCACUGAUCGUUUGUCUGACUGUGUUUGCUGUGAUGUCCAUUUUCCUGCUGUUCUUCCUCUGCAGAAAGAAGAUAAACAGAUUAAACAUCACAGAAUCCUUCAGAAGUGACUAUAUUGAGUGUGACUGAUAUUGAGUUGUGGUGAGAAUGGACUUCAUCUUCCAGUCCAGCAGACAUCAUUUCAAACCAUCUCAACAAGCACAAACAAUCUUUCUGACAAGUCCUAUUAUCAGAUAGUCCUAAAACACAACACAGAAACAGCAAAACUCUUAAACACUUCAUAAACAGUGAUCAUAACACAACAUUUUUUUCUUAUAUUUGCAGAGUGGCCUGUCCCUGAUUUCAUCAUGCAGCUAAUCCACAACCUAAGCUCUUUACAGAUACAAAUUUGUUUAUUUUGUUUCCUUCCUUCUAAACUCACUUUUUCAAAUAAUCUCUGACAACAAUCACUUUGGACAUGGGUGAUUUUUCUGUGAGAUUUUAAAGAACUCUGUGGUCUUAAGAUUAUAGAUAGUCCUCUUCUUUAGCUUCAAGGACAAAGUUUUCAUGAUUUCAUAAAAAGAAAAAAAAAUCUCCCAGAGAGCACUGCAGCAUCUCUGGAUUUUAUCUUUGUACAUUUUCAUUUUAACUUGUGGAUCCAUUGAUGAACUGUGUCGACCCAUACUAUGAGAGAACCCUGAACCCACCCCAUACUAUCAGAGAACCCUGGACCCACCCCAUACUAUCAGAGAAUCCUGAACCCACCCCAUACCAUCACAGAACCCUGAACCCACCCCAUACCAUCACAGAACCCUGAACCCACCCCAUACUA